AUGUCUAUUAAAGUUUUGGGGAAAGAAAAGCAAAAGCAACGGUCGAGUUUUGCUGUUAAUGUUGUGGUGACCGGGGCCUGGGGGACUGGAUUUCCAGUUCUAGGGAAGAUGACAGCUUCCCUGUCAGAAGCCAGGGGAACUUUUGCCCACAGACUCCACAGACUCGCACAGUCUGUCUGCUCCGGGUCUCGGGGCUCGCGGAAAGGGCGCGGCGGGCUGGCAUCCGCUGUGGCGCAGUUCUCGCCUCUCACCGGGCUGCGGCCGGGUAUAGUAGUAAAUGGCCUAGUGAAUAUUAGCAUUUCCACAAUUGAGAAGCGCUAUGAAAUAAAGAGUUCCCUGACUGGCCUGAUAUCAUCUAGCUACGAUAUCUCCUUCUGUUUGCUGUCUUUAUUUGUAUCAUUCUUUGGUGAAGGAGGACACAAACCAAGAUGGCUUGCAUUUGCAUCCUUUAUGCUAGGACUGGGAGCACUUGUGUUUUCCUUGCCACAGUUUUUCAGUGGAGAAUAUCAGCUGGGGUCCAUUUUUGAAGACACUUGCUUAGCAAGAAAUAGUAGCACCAGCUGUCCCUCUUCAAGAUCAUUGCUUUCUAGCUACCUGUAUGUCUUCAUCCUGGGCCAACUGUUGCUGGGGGUUGGAGGCACCCCUCUCUACACCCUAGGCACCGCCUUCAUUGAUGAGUCAGUGCCUACACACAAAGCUUCUCUGUAUAUAGGAAUUGGCUAUUCUAUGUCACUCUUUGGCCCUGCCGUUGGCUAUGUGUUGGGAGGACAGCUGUUAAACAUAUACAUUGAUGUUGCUGUAGGACAGAGCGCUGAUGUCACUAGAGAUGACCCGCGGUGGCUGGGGGCGUGGUGGAUCGGAUUUCUUAUAGCCUGGCUCUUUGCCUGGUCUUUGAUAAUACCUUUCUCUUGCUUUCCAAAACAUUUACCAGGUACAGCAAAAAUUCAAGCUGAAAAAAUUUCCCAGACACAUCAGAGUAAAAGCAAUUCCUUGCCACACAUAGAUGAUUUGGGGCAAAGUAUGAAAGAUUUUCCAGUGGCUCUAAAGAAUUUGAUGAGGAAUACUGUCUUUAUGUGUUUAGUUCUAUCAACUUCUUCAGAAGCCUUAAUUACUACUGGAUUUGCUACAUUUUUACCUAAAUUUAUAGAAAAUCAAUUUGGACUGACAUCCAGCUUUGCAGCUACCAUUGGAGGAGCUGUUUUAAUUCCUGGAGCUGCUCUUGGUCAGGUUCUAGGUGGCGUCAUUGUUUCAAAAUUCAAAAUGACUUGUAAAAAUGCCAUGAAGUUCGCUUUGGUCACUUCCGGAGUUGCACUUGUGCUGACUUUUAUACUUAUUUGUGCCAAAUGUGAAAAUGAGCCAUUUGCAGGUGUCUCUGAGUCAUAUAAUGGGACUGGAGAACUGGGACACUUGACAGCCCCUUGUAACGCCAACUGUAACUGUUUGCGAUCUUACUAUUACCCUCUGUGUGGAGGAGACGGAGUCCAAUACUUUUCUCCCUGCUUUGCUGGUUGUUUAAACUAUGUUUCAAAGAGUAAACCAAAGAUAUAUUACAACUGUUCCUGUAUUGAAAGGAAGGCAGAGAUAACAACUGCAGAAAGUGUGGGUUUUGAAGCUAGAGCUGGAAAAUGUGAAACUCACUGUGCAAAUUUGCCCAUAUUCCUUGGCAUUUUUUCUAUUACAGUGAUUUUUACCUUUAUGGCUGGCACUCCUAUAACUGUGUCCAUAUUGAGGUGUGUUGAUCAGAGGCAACGGUCUCUAGCAUUGGGAAUGCAGUUCAUGUUGCUUCGAUUACUGGGUACAAUACCUGGACCAAUUAUAUUUGGUGCCACAAUCGACAGCACAUGUACUCUGUGGGAUAUCAAUGAAUGUGGAAUUAAAGGUGCUUGCUGGGUCUAUGAUAACAUCAAGUUGGCCCAUAUGCUCGUAGCCAUAAGUGUUAGUUGUAAAGUUAUCACUAUUUUCUUCAAUGGACUUGCAGUCUUUUUGUACAAACCACCACCACCAGGCACUGAGGUGUCCUUUCAAAAUCAGAAUACAGAUGUCACUACUGUUUCAGUACAACAAGACCUCAACAAAGCAGUAAAUGAUGGGUGAAUGAGAAAAUGGAAGUUAUCUUACAGCUGAAAAAUCAACCUUCAUUUCUGAGCACACAGUGCCAUUGCAGCAUUAUCUACCAAAUAGAGACAAUAUUUUAAAACCUGAUGUUUUAUAAGUGAGUGUGUUUGUUGCAUGUACAUGGAGUACUGUAUUUGUUUUAAUGUAAGAACCGGACCUGUGCCUUCAAAGCCCAUCAAAGCCUCGAGUCACAUGUGCUCACUUUUUUCCACUCUUUAGGUAUGAAAUCACCAACUAAUAGUAUGAAAACGGCCAACAAUUAGUUAAAUGUUUACAUUUUAAAAACAUAAUGAGAGGGCUGGGGAUUUAGCUCAGUGGUUCCGCCGCCU
Fukomys damarensis (Damara mole-rat) is the source of this 2444-nucleotide messenger RNA. RefSeq names its product solute carrier organic anion transporter family member 4C1 (gene Slco4c1). Gene Ontology annotation, biological process: sodium-independent organic anion transport; transmembrane transport. The record is from RefSeq and is a predicted model, not a curated record. The coding region runs from base 1 to 2094 and encodes 697 amino acids. Gene Ontology annotation, molecular function: protein binding. Lineage: Eukaryota; Metazoa; Chordata; Mammalia; Rodentia; Bathyergidae. Gene Ontology annotation, cellular component: membrane. The transcript has 15 exons.